This is a messenger RNA of Parastagonospora nodorum SN15, 1104 nucleotides long. RefSeq lists its product as hypothetical. The transcript has a single exon. The record is from RefSeq and is a predicted model, not a curated record. Bases 1 to 1104 code for a protein of 367 amino acids. NCBI's taxonomy places the organism in Eukaryota, Fungi, Ascomycota, Dothideomycetes, Pleosporales, Phaeosphaeriaceae.
AUGCUCACUCUCCUCGUCCUGCUCGGCAGCGCCCUCGCCUUGUCGCAUGAUGAGGGAUCCAACACUGUCGCUAUCGCUAAACAUACAAAGACCAUCGUCGUUACGGUAACACAAACCUCGAUGGCGCCGCUGCCCUCCGACCCUUCACUCGUUUGUCCGACACCAAGUCUGCCUUGUAUUAUCGACGGCAUAGCAAUUUGGCCCAACAGCACCACCAUGCCAUCCUUCACGCUGACCCCAAGUGGAGACUCCACUGCAAUGUCCUUGAGCGCCACAAGCUUCAGCCAGCCCGCGGCCUCCAGUGGGAGCAACGGCGCAACAGCUUCAAGCAGCAGCUCCAGCGCUAGCGCGACAGACGAUGUGUCGACUUCCAGCUCUGCCGUGAGCGCAACAAGCUCAAACUGCUCGUACAACAUGUCUCACAUCCUGCCACCCGAACCGACCUCAUGGCUUAAGACCAUCACUAGGCCAGUCGAUUCUCGAUCAACAGCUACAAAUGCACCACAAGAUCCAGAACCCAUACCUGGUGAAGAGAACAACAACGAGGAAGAUGAUACGCCCCGGGGCCCAGACACUGAGCCAGAUGACGAGCAAGACAGUGACGAAGACAGCACGUCAGACACAGAACCAGACAAACAGCAGAACAAUACCGAAAACAACACACCUCACGGCUCAGACGACCAUCAACCCACCGACGAAAAGAAGACAGCCUCAGCAGCCAUGGCCGACCAACCCAACACGCACACCAAACGAACAUCAACAAACGAUGCUCUCCCCUCCUUCGACCCCAUCGCCUGGGCCAGCAUCGACAAACGCUCCGAAACCAGCGGCGCACAGCGCGGCCCUAGACCGCUCUGGAGUCGUGUCUUCGUCGCGGGGUAUCCGCAGUCGGCCGCACAGGUCCACGCAGAUAAGGAUGAUUUUAGCACGGGGAAUGAACCGGAGAAUAUGUGCGUGACGUGCGAGGCUGGAGGGGAUGUUGUGUGCAUUGGGGAGACGCAUUAUGGGUUUUGCGAUGAGGGGUGUGCGGAGCCGAGGGUGUUGGGGAGGGGGAUGAGGUGUGUGGAUGGAAGGGUGACUGGGGUGAAAGAGUGGAGUGAGUGA